Messenger RNA from Oncorhynchus gorbuscha (pink salmon), 3832 nucleotides. RefSeq names its product mediator of RNA polymerase II transcription subunit 26-like. Gene Ontology annotation, cellular component: mediator complex; core mediator complex; nucleus. Lineage: Eukaryota; Metazoa; Chordata; Actinopteri; Salmoniformes; Salmonidae. The transcript has 3 exons. The record is from RefSeq and is a predicted model, not a curated record. Gene Ontology annotation, biological process: regulation of transcription by RNA polymerase II; positive regulation of gene expression. The coding region runs from base 304 to 2094 and encodes 596 amino acids. Gene Ontology annotation, molecular function: transcription coregulator activity.
AUGCACCAGGAGAGCGUUUUUCAACAGCAGAGAAACCGAUGUUGAAAGACCACUGCCACAGCGUUGGCUACUGCCGAAGAGGCAGUUGGACACAUGCGUAUUCGGAAGAUCCUCUCUCUGGAGACAGUUAUUCAUUGCAAAAUACAUGAAUACACCUGGACAACAAAUAAAGCCCCAUAAAAUAUGGGGCUUUAUUUACUAACACAUCUCCCAAAAGGCCUGUGAGUGUCUAAGUCACCCACCCGUCUUUUCGGAGGAUUCCUCGCCCUCGUCUACUGUACUGAUCCGCACCACUGCCAGGCAAUGACAUCGGCUACGGCAACUCCGCAGGAGAUGAGAGACCGGCUGAUGCAGGCCAUCGAUGGCCAAAGCAAUCAGAUCUGCAACAUGGUGGCUGUAAUGGAAGUAAUUUCCUAUUUGGAGAAAUAUCCCAUCACCAAGGAAGCACUUGAGGAAACCCGCCUUGGCAAGCUGAUCAACGACGUAAGGAAAAAGACGAAGGAUGAGGAUCUCGCCAAGCGCGCAAAGAAGCUCCUGCGCACAUGGCAGAAGCUAAUUGAGCCUGGGCAGAGUGAGGCACUAUCCAAGGGGCAUAUGGGUCUGCCAGGCGCUGCCAACGGUGGUAUGCAUCUCUGCCGGAUGGACGUCUCCCCUCCAGCUGCUAUCUCGCCUUCAGGUAAAAUGGUUCCGGAACUCAAGAAUAGAAAUGACUUCAACAACCGUUACUCCCCCAAAGCGGAAAAGUCAGGCACCCGAAAACGGAAGGGGGAACAGAGGGACAGGCAGCACAUACCAGUGAAAAUGUCCAAAAUAACCGCCUAUGAAAGAACACACAACUCGCGACUGCCAACAAAUGGAAUUGGAGCCGGUCCUGAGGCUUUUACGGACACAUGUGGUACACAUCUUAAAUCAGACAAGGAUGGUGCUGAGCAUCUUGACAUCGACAGGCUCAACAAUAUCCCUGUCAAUGCUGUCAAACCUCACCCUAGCUCACCGGGAGUAGCCAAACCUCUGAGCACUUCCACAUUGCUCAAAACGACUGUUUUGCAACAGCAUGGCAAAAUGGACCUGGCUGUCUCAGGAGGGGGGCUGCAUCAGCCCAAACACCCUCGAAGCAACUCAUAUAGUCCCAGAAGUAUAAAACAGGAUGCGGUAGUUAAACUGUCUAUGACCAAAUCAACGACUCUACUGAGCCCUGCUAGGGGCCCCAGGGUCAUGGACAGCUCUGGACUGGGGCCCUCUCCUUUGCAUUCUCCACACCUUUUAACCCCAUGUAUGCAGGGUUCCCUCACUGUUGGGCCUCUGCCUACAGAGUCUGCCCUUCAUUGGGACGGACCGGCAGACGUGGACCAACGCCUUCAACAAAGCACUCUGCACCUCAAAGCCUCGUCCCACAGCGAGGUGAAGGCAGAGAGUGAUGGUUCUGUCACUAGCACAGAGAGAAAGAGGAGAAAGAAAUACAGGUCCAGAGACUAUACAGUGAACUUGGGUGGGCAGCCCACGGAAGAGACCACAAUGCCAUGUAGGUUAAAAGACCGUAGACUUACGUUUGACCCUGUAACAGGGCAGAUCAAACCCUCAACCCUCAAAGAGUCUGACCCGGAACGGGAGGCCACAGUGGCUCCGGUCACACCAGAACUUCCUCGGACAGAACUGCUCAAGCAGAACCAUUGUGCACAGAAUAGCCCUGUUACUCCCAGUCCGUUUCAACAGACCAACUGGAAAGAGCUGUCAAGGAAUGAAAUCAUCCAGUCCUACCUUAACCGUCAAAGCAAUGUGCUCACAUUGUCUGGGGCUCAAACCUCGGGGGCACACUUUUUCAUGUCUGAGUACUUGAAACAAGAGGGACAUCAUAUCAAAGAGGGCAGAAAAAAACACAUGCUGGUACCAAAUAUCCCUGAUACGGACUUACCAGGGGUGAGCCGAGCGGUCACAAACAAGGAUCUCAACAGAAUACACAAGGAGCACUGGCCUGGGGUGAAUGGUUGCUAUGACACCAAGGACAACUGGUAUGAAUGGACAGAUUGCAUUUCCUUAGACUCACAUGGGGAUGAUGGCAAGCUGAAUAUCCUGCCAUAUGUCUGCCUAGACUGAGUUUAAUGAGCUGUGGCUUCAAGAGGGAAAAAUGGCACCUUCCUUGGCUGAGUGCAAAAAGGCAAUUGUCAAUGGAAGAACCUGCUCACUCCUUUGCAGACGUCGUGUAAGAGAGGCCUUGCUAAUUGUGCUGCUCCCAUAAAAAGCAAACGUUGAUCAGUGUUCGAUGGGAGAGAGCUCAGCUGAAGCAUCACUGAAGUUCUUUGAGUGGAAUGGGUCCAUACAUUGUCUGCCAAAUGCUAAGAGUUUAAGGUGUCCAGUAACUGCAAGUAUGGAACCUGUUUGGCAUGUACAUGCUGGCAAAGGGAAUGAAACGUGUGGUUAUAUCAUGUAUGCAUUUAUUUCUCAUUUUCUUUCAUUUUGUUAGUUACAUAAAAUAAAAUUAUACACUUCACUUAUUCAAUCAGUUCUGCUUGUCAGGUAAGGUAAAACUGUGUUCUGCAUAUUUUCUCACAAAAAUUGUUUGUAGUAGCAACAUUCCAUACCACCAUACAACUAGAACGGUUCUUGCACCAACACUAACAUCUUAAUAUACAGGGAAACUAUCUGCAAAAUGACACAUUAUGGAAAUGUGAGUUAAUAGCAUUUUCUUUAGCUUUUCCUUUUUUCCUGUUUCUAGGUAGUAAAAUAUGAAUUCUAAUGGCAAAGCAGAUGAUGCUACAACAUUGCAACUAUGAGGAAAAACAGAAAAAUAAAAUGUUUAUGCUGGAAAUAUACUUGUUCCCAUUCCUUUAUAUUGUUUGCCUUAUGGAAAACAAUGUUUCUUCAAACGGAGCCUUAGUGAAUGUACAUAAAUUUGCCUUUUUGUGUUCAGGAAUUCAGAGGAGAACAUAUUUGCUACUUAGUCCUUUUUAAAUGGACACGUUGAUACAGUAUGUGUUAAUAAAAAAUAAAAAAGCAUAUCGUGAGUGUCUUUCUCCCUUUCAUGUGGAAAGCCGUUUGGGUCUUUGCGUGUCAAAUAUUCACGUCAAAUAAGCUUGUUGACCAAUCAGGACCUGAAUAUGACAUUUGUCACAACUAUUUAUAGAUACGUAUGCUAUGUUGCCGUUAUUUGAUUAAUGGUUGUCGGACACAUCUAUGUGAAGUUAGCCACAAUAGUGGACUUUGCGGUUAGCCUUCAAAAUAAAAGUAUAUCAAUGACUUUGAUGCAAAUUAAUACAAAUAGUAGAAUUAUGCCAUACUUGAAUAGAUCAGGUAAACGAGGUUGGAAUGUGUAAGGAUUUAGGAUUAAUGCAUUUUAAACGUACCAUAUUAGUUAAGAUUGAAUUGUUUGAACAACAGCUGCUUUGUCUUUAUCUGUGUGUGUGACAAGAACUGAGUAACAUGGUGUGACUUGCAUGUUGCAAAGCGGUGUACUGUUUGCUACAUUUGCUUUGCCUGUCUGUGUGUGAGACAAUAUUGAGCACAUGGUGUGACUUGCUGCAUGUUACAAAGUUGUGGUAAUCAGGUAUAGGGAGGGGUGGUCAUCACAAGGUUUAACUGAGAUGGAAAAAUACUGAACAACACAAUAGCAGGAACUGAGCAACUGUUACAACUAGGGUGUGAUACCAGAACAGUGAGAAUCUAUACAUCGACAGAGGGUGGACUCCAAGAAGCGCCAAGAGACUAGGACUAGUCUGAGCGCCUGCGAUAGGCUGAGCAAGUCUCUACUGUGAUAGGCCAACAGACGGGUUGGAACUAUGUCUAUCACAGUAUAAGAACAGCUGUUUACGUACAUCCUGUCAGUUCUCUGUUUGCC